AUGAUUACCCUUUGUAAAGCACUGAAUAAAGGUCGGAUUCUUUAGUUAUUUUUGAUGAUAGAUGGCUUAAUAAUUCAUAUGCAGUCAUACUUAAUACAAGACUAUAGCUUAUUAGCAAUAGGAUUGACUUUAGCAGGCUUUCAUUUGAUUAUAUUUUGUUUAGAAUACAUUUGUUAAAAGAAAUCUAACUUAAUCUUGAUAAUAUUGAGUUUGAUUAAAGGUGUAGUGAUCAUAGGAGUGAGCUAUUUACUGUUGCCAUAAUGGUAAAUUUAUACUGGGAUAUAAAUCGUGUUGAUAAUUCAAUUGAACGAAUAGUAUUCAAAAUUAACAUCAUUAUUUUUCUUUUUAACAUGUAUUACAUGCAUUUGCUUUGGAAAUGUUUCAGAUAUCACAGUUGAGAUUUUGAGAACAGUAUUGAAUUUCUUUUUGAUUCUUCAAAUUUAUAAGAAGAAUGGAAAUCAAUAAUUCAUUAAUAUGAAGAAUCUAUUCACUUAAAUAUCAUCUGGAGAAUUUUGUAUAUUAGAUGUGUAAUACAAUCCAAUUUAUGAAUCUAAAUUUUUUUAUUCCAUUAUAAAAGAGCAAGUUAUAAAUACAUCUGAAUAGAAUUAAAGUAGAAUCUUUACACCCAGAGACUAAACCUAGAAUUUUGUUAGAUAAUCUAACUGUUCUGAAAAUACUACAACAAGACAUUCAUUAUUGAUUAGCGAUAUAAUUGAUUAAUUAAAAAAGAAAAUUCUGAAAUUAGAUUAAAAAUUAAUUUUUGAGCCAACAAACAAUUCUCAUUAUUAUCUCAGUGUUUAAAAACUAAAUAUAGAAAACUAAUAAUUUAUAUUGAUUGUUAAACAUAAAAUAAACAAUAUUGAAUCAUCUAAAUUAUAAUCAUAAUAAUCAAAGGAUUAAAUUUAAACAAUGAUAAAAACACUACACAAAGUUUCUCAUGAUAUGAGAAAUCCUUUAAAUGCAAUAAUUAAUAUGUAAAUGUGCUUAGAAGAAUUAAUAGAUCCUUCUUUGUACUAAAAAUUCUUAAAACCUUCAUUAAAUUCUUGUCAUUUACUUUUAAAUUUAAUUAAUGAUAUUUUGGAUGCUGCUUAGAUUGAAAAUAAAUCAAUAAGAAUUGUGUGUCAUAAAUUUAAUUUACCUAAAUUAAUAGAUAAAACAAUUUCCUUAUUUGAUUUAUUAAAAGAAAAAAAAGGAUUAAAUAUUACUUUUAAUUAUGAUCCAAAAUUGCCACUUAAAAUAAAUUCAGAUAAACUAAGAAUUAGACAAAUUAUCAUGAAUUUAUUGAGCAAUGCUGUCAAAUAUACAUAACCAAAAGGAUCUAUUUUAAUUGAAUGUAUUUAAAGUGAAGAAAAAAAAUAAACCAUUAUUAUUUCUGUUUAAGACUCUGGAUUAGGUAUUAAACCAGAAAAUCUUAAAUUACUCUUUCAAGAAUUCUCUAGAGUAAAUGAUUAAGAAAAUUAAAAAGUAAAUCCUUUUGGAAUAGGAUUGGGUCUAAUGAUUAGCAAUGAAUUAGCAAAAUUACUUUCUUCAAAUCAUUCAAUAGGAAUUUAAGUUUAAUCACAAUAUGGUAAUGGAUCUAAGUUUUAUUUUGAAGUAUUAAAUGAAAAUUAAGCUUAAGAAGAUAUUUCUGAUUCAUAGAUAUCUCCAUAAAUAGCUUAAUAAAUACCAACAUUAGAUUUUAGAGUCUUAUAAAAUAUAACAUCAUAAAAAUCACCCUCAGUUUCAAUUGCUAUUCCCAUGUAAGAAAGUAGCAAAAGAAUGAUUUAAAAAAAAAAUCUUAAAUCUUUUAAUUUUAUGACUAGUUCAUUAAACUAUUAAGUAACUCUGAGAUUAAAAAAUGAAUCAGAAAGAAAUCUUUCUAAUAAAUAAUCUAUUUAAAGUCGUUUAAUUUCAAAUUUAUUAUAAAAAUGGAAUGAUUCAACUUAAUAACAUCCACCUAUUUUAAUUGUUGAUGAUAAUGAAUUUAAUAUUGUAGCUUUAUAAUAUUUAUUAGAAUUAUGUGGAAUGAGUUCAGAUUUUGCAAUGAAUGGAAUGAUAUCCAUAGAAAAAGUAAAUGAAAGAUUGAAAGAUAAUAUUCCCUUUUAAUUAAUAUUUAUGGAUUUGGAAAUGCCACUAAUGCUUGGUUUAGAGGCUUCAACUCGUAUUCGUAAGUUAGAUAGAAAUGUAACAAUUAUAGCAUGUUCUGGACAUAAAUUAACAUAAGAAAUUGUUGAAUAAUUUAAAGAUAGUGGUAUAGCAUUUGGUGUUGAAAAACCAAUUACAAAGAUAAAAUUAAAAGAAUUAUUAAUAAAAUUAACAGAUGGAAUUAGAUGUGAUAGUUCAUAAUUUUCUUAAGUAUUUUGA
Paramecium pentaurelia is the source of this 2343-nucleotide messenger RNA. The record is from the annotation of a GenBank genome assembly. Lineage: Eukaryota; Ciliophora; Oligohymenophorea; Peniculida; Parameciidae.